This is a messenger RNA of Actinia tenebrosa (Australian red waratah sea anemone), 5115 nucleotides long. RefSeq names its product ATP-dependent RNA helicase TDRD9. Lineage: Eukaryota; Metazoa; Cnidaria; Anthozoa; Actiniaria; Actiniidae. Gene Ontology annotation, molecular function: RNA binding; helicase activity; ATP binding. The record is from RefSeq and is a predicted model, not a curated record. Gene Ontology annotation, cellular component: intracellular anatomical structure.
GAGCAUUGUAUGAUUCUAAGAAAAACCGCGGGCUCAUGUUCAUAUAACAAGUAUUUUGAUUGGACAAUAUUUUCUUACGAGCAUUCUGAUUGGCUUACUCUAUCAAGUUUACAUUCAACACAUGCAUGACAUCCCCACACGUUUGCCUAGUUGCCCAAAGAGACAUACAUUUUCAAAGCGAUAUUUCAUGUUUUUAUAACAAAAAAUGUAGUGUUUUUGUCUAAAAUUUCGGUCCUGGGAACUACUCCGCGACUUCAUAAUGGCCGACAUUACCAGCGAUAUGGUGAAUAGUUUUUUUAAUCUAAGUAAACCCAUCGCCAAGCAGCCAAAAGUGGUAGUGAACGUGCGAGGGCCUCCUCCAUCGCCGGAUGAUUCGUAUAAACCAGAGUUUAAAUUACAGAAGAAAACCCGACCCAAAAGUCCAAAUAGUGAAGCAAGAUGGAACUCCAUUGCUGAAGAAGAUGGAUUUCUAAAUGGUGACAGCUUGAGUGCACUAGACUUGACCCCCCCUGAAGAGCUCGCCCCUACUGAUCCAGAUGCGCCUGUUCCUGCGGCAUUCAAAGGAGAAGAUGAAGCACACAUAUUUGAGAACUAUUCCUUUGAUCAUGAAUAUUCACCAGAUCUUCCUAUCACUCAGUAUCAUCAAGACAUUAUUGAUACUGUAGAGAGCAACUCUGUUUGCGUCAUCCAUGGGCCUACUGGAAGUGGAAAAACGACACAAGUCCCCCAAUACCUACUUGACAACUAUGCCAAAGACAGGCGAUAUUGUAACAUUCUUGUAACCCAACCUCGCAGAAUAGCUGCCACUAGUAUUGCCAAAAGAGUGUGUCAAGAGCGUAAAUGUACACUUGGAAGCUUGGUGGGUUACCAAGUGGCUCGCGAUAAGUGUGUUAGUGAAGAUACAAGGAUUGUUUAUGUUACGACUGGAGUUUUACUACAAAAGCUGAUUGCUACGAAGAAUAUGAAUCAGUAUACCCAUAUUGUUAUUGAUGAGGUACAUGAAAGAGAUCAAGAUACAGACUUCUGUCUUCUUGUUGUCCGUAAACUUCUUCGAUCCAAUUCAAGACAUGUGAAGAUAAUUUUGAUGUCUGCAACACUACAAAGUAACCUCUUCUCGUGGUACUUCUCCAUGCCUGUGAGGGGCAAAAUGGAAGGUGCACCAGUUAUUGGUGUUGAAGGAAAGAUAUUCCCAAUCCAGGAAUUAUACUUGGAUGACAUGACUUCAAUUGGACAGUUACCAAAUGUCUCCCUGGAAGACCCAGGAAUAAGUGAUGAAGCUUAUGAGUUAGCCGCACGAUUGAUAACAUCAUUAGACUUUGAGGAAAAAAAGAGGCUGGGAGUUGAUGGAGAUGAACAGUCUUGUGCUGAUCGUGGUACAGUUCUUAUCUUUCUUCCUGGUAUACUAGAGAUAAAGAGGAUGGACCAAACUCUUGAAGAUCUGUGUGUCAAUUCAAAUCUUCUGUGUCUUCCUCUUCAUUCUCAAAUCACCAUAGAAGAGCAGUCAAGAGUCUUCAUCAAACCAGAUAGAGGAGUAAGAAAGAUUAUCUUGUCAACGAACAUAGCAGAGAGUUCAAUCACUGUUCCAGAUAUAAAGUAUGUAAUUGAUUUUUGUCUGGUCAAGUGUCUGAUCUGUGAUCCUGAGACAAACUUCCAGAGUCUCAGAACACAAUGGGCUGCAAAGUCAAGCUGUAUCCAGAGAAAAGGUCGAGCUGGUCGUGUUUCUGCUGGGACAUGCUACAGAAUGGUUUCCAAUGAGUUCUAUGAGACUUGCCUUACUGAAUUUGGAAUCCCAGAAAUGCAGAGAUGUCCAUUGGAGCAGAUUGUUCUGCAAGUCAAAUUGUUGGACCUGGGUGAACCAAGAGCCAUCCUGAGGCUAGCACUUCAACCGCCUGACCUUGAUGAUAUUGAAAGAACAGUUCUCUUACUUAAACAGGUCGGUGCACUGACCACCAAGAUGAGGAAUGGAUACAUCAAUCCACACGAUGGCGACCUGACAUUCAUUGGUCGAGUACUUGGGACUCUCCCAGUUGAUGUUAGAAUUGGGAAACUCAUGGUCUUGGGAUAUGUUUUUGGGUGUCUGGAAGAGUGCAUAGUCAUAGGAGCAUCACUUUCCCUCAAGUCCUUCUUCUCAAGACAGUUCAAAGAAGAACUUAAAACAUACAGGAACAAGAUGAACUGGGAUAAUUCAACAUUCAGUGAUUGUCUUUGCUCUCUUUCUGCCUACACAGAGUGGAGCAAACUAAAAGAAUCCAGAAGCUUUGGGGGCAAUAGAGAAACACGGUGGUGUAGAGAAAAUGGUAUUCAAGUAGGGAGAAUCAGAGAGGUUCAUGAAUUGGUGAAUGAAUUAACAGAAAGACUAAAGCACCUCAAUGUCAGGUCUGAAAGAUCUGUCCACAAAAAGAGAAAUAAAACCCCCGAAGACAUUCUUAUCCUCAAGCUGGUAAUUGCAGGUGCUUUUUAUCCCAACUACUUUCUGUCUGGAGACAUUGAUGAAGCUGAAGCCACAAAGCUCAUGUCUGGACAUGACUCAUUCACUACCGUCAUGGUAAGAGGAAUGCCCCAAUACGGUGCACAGUACAAGGCAGCUAUCGCCAGGAUGUUCCGAGACUGCGGCAAGGGAAAAGCAUUGUACUUUGAGGAAACCAGAGCAUACAUUGAAUUUGACAAGUCUUCUACAGCUCAUUCUGCCAGAGGUUCGACAAUCUUACCUGCUGUUUACCUUGCUGUCAAGAUGAGGGGAUUGAGAAUACCGCUGAACCUUUAUAUCGCAGAAGGAAAUAAUAGGAGAAUCGAAAGGGAGUUAAGCAACUCAAGAGAAGAAGGAAAUCGACUACGAACAAAUAGAAUGGCUGCCUCACUAUCCCCUGGAUGUCAACGAGUUUCCUUCGAUACAACUAACCAACCCAGACAGGUUGAAAUCCCGUGUAAAGGUUACAUGGAAGUCGUCGUAACAUCGCCUAUCGAUGUUGGUCAUUUUUGGGUGGUGAAUGCAGAGCAAAGUUCAUCACAAGCAUUUGCAGCCUUAGAAUAUCGAAUACAAACGUUUAACUAUCACGAGCCUGUUGAUCAUCGAUCCUGUCAAGUAGAGAGUUUCGUUCUGGCUCCUUUUGAAGGCACCCUCUAUAGAGCAAAAGUGCUUAGUAUCUUUGACGAUUCAAGCAGACCAAGAAAAUCAUUUGUCAGGGUUUUUUUCCUUGAUUAUGGUAACGUUGAAGAAGUUGAAUUUAAUGAAGUGAGAAAAAUUCACCCCGAGUUCCUCAAGCUGCCAUUCCAGGCCAUAGAAUGUGAACUGUGCGAAGUCCAGCCAUCGUACUCUUCUAACUGUCCAUCUGGAAUGUGGUCUAAACAAGCAUAUGCCAGAUUCAUGCAACUGACAAAUGGAAAAAUGCUGGUUGCCAAGAUUUAUUCUCUGGUGCACGGGAUCUUACGUGCUGAUUUGUACGACACGAUGACAGAAGAGGAUAUUCACAUCAAUCAGGUGCUGAUCAGCGAGGGUCAUGCGCAGUUCAUGGAGGAGCCGUACUCCUCAAAGAUGGCUCACCAACAAGCAGAAACACUACGAGGUGAUGUCCGUGCAUUAAACGACAAUAUGGACUGGCUGAACGAGAAUAGCCCGGCAUUUAAUGACACGUCAGGGCAAUACCUUACCAAGGUAUCUUUACGUGGCCCGUAUAGUCCGCUUGAGAUGACUUUCUUUAGUAUCACGAGUAUAGGACGACUAAGGACAGCAAACAUAGAUAUUGCCUCGGUAAACAGCGUUGCACUUAAUGAUCAGCCCCAAGACAAUCAUCAACGGCUUCUUGUUGCUGCUAACAUAGGCAUCAAUGCCUCUGGGAACUCUGUGAUUGCAAGGGAUACAACUUUGAUGCCGAACAUCCAUGGACUACUUCCAAUAGUUGCCUUAACAUUUGCACCAGUCGCUGAAAUGAGAACUGACCCACAGAAGCAUCAGUACACAGGAGCACUGGUCGGUCUGGGGUAUGACGCGCAGACUAACGAGCCCCUUCUGCCUGACCAUGAUAUAGAACUAACUUUCGAUGUUGAGAUCAACCAAGAAGACUUGAUUAUGAUCAAUUCCCUUCGCACUGGUAUCAACCUGGCGUUCAGCAACGAGGGCGUGGCAGCUGAAUGGGGAUCAGGAGCCAUCGGGAGAAUUCAACAGGCUUGUCGAAAAAAUAUUAUCUCUUUAGUUCUCAAGAAACGAGAAGACAGAAAACCACUGUCAUUCAAAAGGCAACUUCGAUGGAACCAGAUUGAUCCAAAAGAUAUCCUGGUCCCCAGUACAGACGAUAAAGACGAUACCCCAGACCUUUACCAGUUACAUAAUGGUAUCGCUAUCACAGGACAGUUCCUGGACAGCGAUACACCGGCUAAAGUCCUCGAAAGACGAAAAAUGAACCAAAAACUACACGAGUUGGCGGGAAGAUCCUCAGAGCCAUUCACCGAUGACGUCGUAUGCGAACUUUGUCAGGUUCGUUGCCGUCAUCCUCGUGGAGUUUCUCUACAUCUUUCAAGUCGAUGCCACAAGGAAGAAGAGAGCAUUUUAUACGAAAAUUACCCUUGAUAAUCGCAGGUACGAGGUACUACAGGUAUUAAGGUACGAGAGCAAGAGGUUUGGAUUUUGGAUAACGAUAUUUUCCAGAAAGUUCCAUCGGGAUAGCUACGUUAGAUUGUUUCUGUUGGGUUACCUGUGUGUUUCCAGAAUGGCUUUCCUGGGAUACAUGUGCGUUCAAAUCAAGGGAUUGGAAUAUCGAAAUACGAGUAUGUUACCAGAAAGGUCUAUUGGGAUACCCACGUGCUUAUGGAAUAUUUCUGUCGGAAAACCUACUUGCUUCCGAAAUAUAUCAGUUGGAAUACCUGUCCAUUACCAGGCAGAUUAUCUUUGCUGGGAUUCCUGUGUGUCCCAAGAACGAACAAAUAUUUGUAGAAGAAACAAAUUACAUUUCAGUUGAAAAAAGAGAUAUUUGAAAAUGUUGGAAUUCAUUGAGAAAAUGCGUCGUUACGAACAAAUAUUAAGGAUAUAUAUAAGUAGUGCUUUGAUAUUUUCCAUUUAUUAGUUUACACCAAUCAAAUGGUUGGCUUUGUUAAUCUCGAAAUAAACCCAGUCUCCCUCUA